Octopus sinensis (East Asian common octopus) is the source of this 1053-nucleotide messenger RNA. RefSeq names its product general transcription factor II-I repeat domain-containing protein 2-like. The record is from RefSeq and is a predicted model, not a curated record. NCBI's taxonomy places the organism in Eukaryota, Metazoa, Mollusca, Cephalopoda, Octopoda, Octopodidae. The transcript has a single exon. Bases 1 to 1053 code for a protein of 350 amino acids.
AUGGCAGUAGCUGAAAAUCUAUUUCCUACAAAAAGAAACAUUUUUGAAUCUAUCUGUUUAUCUCCAAGAACGGUAACAAGAAGAGUAGAAGAAAUGUCAUUCGAUUUAAAUAACUCUUUAAAAAACAUUUUUGGGAAUUUCAAAUAUUUUUCUAUCGCAUUGGAUACUAGUACUGACAGAAGAGAUAUUUCUCAACUUGUCAUAUUUGUUCGAGGGAUAACUGAAGCAUACCAAAUUUUUGAAGAAUUUGUCAAAGUUAUUCCAAUUAUGGGUACAGUGACAGGAACCGACGUUUUCUUGCAUUUAAUGCAACUUUUAACAGAAUUAAAUCUUCCACUUUCAAAAUUAGUUGGAGUUACAACAGACGGGGCUCCAUCUAUGGUUGGGAACAAAAAGGGAACUAUUACAUUACUCCAAAAUGAAAUGGAAAAAUUUGGAAUUGAGCACAAUUUGGUUAAGAUUCACUGUAUUGUUCAUCAAGAGGCGUUAGUUGCCAAAUCAGUCAGGUUACGUGAGACAAUGGAUGCUGUUGUUAAUGCAGUAAAUUUUAUUUUAUCCCGCGGCUUGAAUCAUCGGCAUUUCAGGCAAUUUUUAAUCGACACUGAAGCAGAAUAUGGGGAUCUUUUAUAUUUUUGUAAUGUCAGAUGGCUUAGUAGAGGAUCAAUGCUCAAAAGGUUUUUUCAUAUACGGGAAGAUGUUAUAAUUUUUCUUGAAGAAAAGAAUUAUGAUGCUUCAUAUUUCCGAAAUACUGAUAAUAUUUCCAAAUUGGCAUUUUUUGUAGACAUAACUUCACAUCUAAAUGACUUAAAUUUGAAACUGCAGGGAAGUAAUAAAUUUAUACACCAAAUGUAUGCCGAAAUUACUGCUUUUGAAAAUAAAUUGAAGUUGUGGGAAUUACAGUUACAAAAAGGAAACAUGACGCAUUUUGUGAAUUUUCUUUCUACGAAUCCGACUGAUGUUCCGGAAUAUGCAAACAUAGUUAUGGAAUUGAGAUCAGAAUUUUCAUCACGUUUUAUGGAUUUAAGAGUAAAAUGCGCAUAUAUAAUUUUUUAG